Molecule: messenger RNA, 1023 nt
Organism: Symbiodinium natans
Lineage: Eukaryota; Dinophyceae; Suessiales; Symbiodiniaceae
Source: the annotation of a GenBank genome assembly
AUGGAAGCCGAGGUCAGAAGGCCGCCCAGCACGCAAAUGGGUCGUGAUGACAACAGUUUAGAGGAGGGCGUAUUACCCAACCGGGCCAGCCCAGCUGCCGUUCGACCAGGGACUUCGAGAUCCAUGUGCCGAUGGAUCUUAUCCUUCAUAUGCAUGUCCGACAGCCCGGAUAGACUGCAGGUGCACUACCCACCACGCUUCAAAGUCUUAUUGACGGUGGUCGUGAUCAUGGCCAUUGCAUGGAUCACAAACUUUUUCAUCAGCGUGCAUCCCUUGCUAGAGGAGCACGAUGAUCCCCCGGAGUGCAAGUAUGCUCUCAACCAACUCAAGUACAACGCCCGUGUGCUGUUUGUGUACUUCAUGUGGUUCAGCAUCGCCAGGGCUUCUCUGUUCGUGCCUUGUGUGCUGGCACGAGUAGCCACCGUUCAAUCGCGGACUCAUGGAUUCUGCAGAACGUACUGCGUGCAUUUGCUCAUUCGAGAUGGGCCAAUCUACAUAUUUGUUGUUGGAUCUGUGCUAUUUUGGUUCAAUAUCCUGCGCUCACCUAGCUGUGAAGACAGGAGUCCAGAGUUGUACUCCAGACUGAAGAUGUAUGCGGUUUGUUCUUGCCUGUUGGCUUUUGCUUGCAUUGUCGAAGUCUAUUGGCACAACAAGCUCAUUACGAACACCUUGGAGUUUUACUCCGCAUGGGUGCCAGAGGUCUCACGGAGAGCGCCGCCGGAGACCUUGGAGAAGCUGGAGACCAGGAAGUACGAGGAGCAGGCCUUUGGAGACGAGGAGGGGAAGCAGUAUCCCUCCGAGUGCGCCAUCUGUUUGGGCAGCUGGGAGUCCGAGGAUGUGAUCAAGGUAACUCCGUGUGGACAUGCUUUCCAUCAGGAGUGCAUUGGCGGUUGGCUACAAUCCGCGCGCACUUGUGCUCUUUGCCGGAAGGACCUUGUCGUGCUUACAGCGGACGGCCGGCAAAGGCAGCCAGAGAUACUAGGGAACUUUGGAAACAACGACAUGGUAGUCGAACACAGGUGA